This is a messenger RNA of Pteropus alecto (black flying fox), 417 nucleotides long. RefSeq names its product phospholipase A2 group V (gene PLA2G5). Gene Ontology annotation, biological process: phospholipid metabolic process; negative regulation of T cell proliferation; lipid catabolic process. The record is from RefSeq and is a predicted model, not a curated record. Gene Ontology annotation, molecular function: phospholipid binding; calcium ion binding. Lineage: Eukaryota; Metazoa; Chordata; Mammalia; Chiroptera; Pteropodidae. The coding region runs from base 1 to 417 and encodes 138 amino acids. The transcript has 4 exons.
AUGAAAAGCCUCUUGACCCUGGCUUGGUUCCUGGCUUGCAGUGUGCCUACUGUGCCGGGGGGCUUGCUAGAACUGAAGUCGAUGAUCAAAACGGUGACAGGAAAGAAUGCCCUGAUAAACUACGGCUUCUAUGGCUGUUACUGCGGUUGGGGAGGUCACGGGACCCCCAAGGACGGUACAGAUUGGUGCUGCUGGGUGCAUGACCGCUGCUAUGAGUGGCUGGAGGAGAAAGGCUGCUACUACCGGACACAGUCAUACAAAUACAGAGUCACACGGGGCCUGGUAACCUGUGAGCUCGGGCACCUCUGCCAGGUGAAGCUCUGCGCCUGUGACCGGAAGCUGGUCUACUGCCUGAAUAGAAACCUGAAGAGCUACAACCCCGGCUACCGGUUCUUUCCCAACAUCUUCUGCACCUAG